Messenger RNA from Engraulis encrasicolus (European anchovy), 1657 nucleotides. It is a transcript of the gene anapc10, whose product is annotated as anaphase promoting complex subunit 10. Gene Ontology annotation, cellular component: anaphase-promoting complex. Gene Ontology annotation, biological process: anaphase-promoting complex-dependent catabolic process; protein K11-linked ubiquitination. The record is from RefSeq and is a predicted model, not a curated record. The coding region runs from base 163 to 720 and encodes 185 amino acids. The transcript has 5 exons. NCBI's taxonomy places the organism in Eukaryota, Metazoa, Chordata, Actinopteri, Clupeiformes, Engraulidae.
UGAUGACGCACUAUACAUGCGCCGAAACCGGGAAACUGAAAUUUGAACUGGAAAUGCUAGCCAUAGGAUGACUAGCUGGUUGAUGUAGAAAUAUCGAGCAAGAAAUUUCUCUGGAAUGGUGCCUAAUCUCAUAUAAGGCCUGAAAACUACAAGUAUCAAAUCAUGGCAACCCCUGCCAAGACUCCUGCAGGUGCAGAUCCGAAACAGCUGGAGCGCACGGGGUCAGUCCGAGAGAUUGGCUCCCAGGCCGUGUGGUCGCUGUCAUCAUGUAAACCCGGGUUUGGAGUAGAUCAGCUCCGUGAUGACAAUCUGGAGACGUACUGGCAGUCGGACGGGUCUCAACCGCACCUAGUCAAUAUCCAGUUCAGGAGGAAGACCACAGUAAAGAUGCUGUGCAUCUAUGCGGAUUACAAGUCGGACGAGAGCUACACGCCCAGCAAGAUCUCUGUCCGUGUGGGAAACAACUUCCACAACCUCCAGGAGAUCAGGCAGUUGGAGAUGGUGGAGCCGAGUGGCUGGAUCCACAUCCCUCUGUGUGACCUGGCAAAGGGCCCCAUUCGCACCUUCAUGAUCCAGAUCGCCGUGUUGGCCAACCACCAGAACGGCCGCGACACGCACAUGCGCCAGAUCAAGGUCUACACGCCCGUGGACGACAGCUCCGUGGGCAAAUACCCACGAUGCACCACCGUCGACUUCAUGAUGUACCGCACCAUCAGAUAACGCACGUGUGUCAUCGUUCUCAAUGACUGUGUCAUACUGACUCUACCAGACUGUCAAAAACCUUUUUCAGAAGUAAAACGAAAUAACCUGCCAUGGUUUCCUUCCAACAUGGCUGGCUGACUUUGCUGAAUAAUUACUCUACUAUUAGAUGACCCCAGUAUUGUCGUCACCAUGACUGUCUUGAAUACGUGCACUCUCCCAGACGUAUGGGCGUUCCAGUAUGCGACCUUGCCUCCUCCACUUGUGCUUGUGGCCUCGUACCAGGAAGUAAUGUGUCGUGAUGACAUCACUGACAACAGCAUAUCUCGCAAAAGCUCAAUUACAGUAUAAAGUCAUUUUCUCUUUUGCAAACUGGUUGGUGAAUGAAGAAUAGUCCCCCAAAAAUUGUUGUGGCUAGACUGACAGCGGGGAAACUUAAUUGUUUUCUCCACGGAGGCAGGGCAUCAGCAAAACGUGAGGUCCCAAGCACAAGUGGAGGAAGGGAGGCCGCAUAUUGGAAUGCGCCCCUAGUGUGAGGGGCUUGUGAAGCUCGUGCUCAGGCUACCAAAUGCCUGCUUCAAAAGUAAGCACUGCGCAAGAGAACGCAGGGAUUCACUUCUGAACUGGAUUAUUUCAUGAUAACCUCUCAUCACUGGUACUUGGCUCCCGCUCCCUGUGUGGCAGGAGCUAACAGUGGCAACAGAAGAAAAAGUUUGUCUCCCUCUUGUGCCAUUUUGUGUGUGUGUGUGUGUGUGUGUGUGUGUGUGUGUGCGCGCCCGCGCGCGCGUGUGUGAAGAGAGCGAGCGAGUGAUGAUGUUUGUUUGGGUGUUUUUGCAUGUGAUGACUGCAUGUUUGUGUGAUUGUGUGUUUAAGUAAACUUUUAUGAACAGAUGCCAUACAGUGUGUUUGUAUAAAUAUAUUUGAGGUAACUGUUGAAUAAAAUGCAUAUUUACCUGUA